Entamoeba nuttalli P19 is the source of this 390-nucleotide messenger RNA. RefSeq names its product profilin, putative. Gene Ontology annotation, cellular component: cell cortex. The transcript has a single exon. The record is from RefSeq and is a predicted model, not a curated record. The coding region runs from base 1 to 390 and encodes 129 amino acids. Gene Ontology annotation, molecular function: actin monomer binding. Lineage: Eukaryota; Evosea; Mastigamoebida; Endamoebidae.
AUGACAUGGCAAGAAUACGUAGAUGUUGAAUUAAUUGGUUCUGGGUAUUGUAAAAGUGCUGUAAUAAUUGGGAUGGAUGGAACUGAAAAUGCAGUUUCACUUCAUUGCCAUUUAGAAAAGAAUGAAAUUGCAAAUUUAAUAUCAUUGUUUGGUGAUUCCAAGAAGAGGCAAACAGGAAUGAAAAUAAAACUUAAAGGGACAGGAUGUAUUAUUCAAUAUGGAGGUGAUAGAACAAUCACUGCCAUGUCAGAAAAAGAAGACGAAGGUUUUGUUAUUGUAAAAACAAAACAAGUAAUAAUUGUUGCAACAUAUGGAGACUAUAUGAAAGAAGAACAAUGCCUUUUGGUUGUUGAAAAAUUAGCUGAUUAUCUAAUUCAAAAAGGUUUUUAG